Molecule: messenger RNA, 2253 nt
Organism: Camponotus floridanus (Florida carpenter ant)
Lineage: Eukaryota; Metazoa; Arthropoda; Insecta; Hymenoptera; Formicidae
Exons: 1
Coding region: 1-2253 (750 amino acids)
Biological process (GO): DNA integration
Molecular function (GO): nucleic acid binding
Source: RefSeq, a predicted model, not a curated record
AUGCGGGCCAAAAUCCUGAUCCAGUCCGCCUGGCUCCGGAAACUCGACUGGGAUACUCCUCUUCCAUCGGCGGACGCACUAGCUUGGAGGACCAUGCUCUCGCAACUUCCGCACCUCAAUGAGAUCAGGAUAUCUCGCUGGCUCGGCAGCGACGAUCCUGAGUCACGCGUCGAACUUCACGGGUUCGCCGACGCAUCAGAGCGAGGAUACGCCGCCGUAGUGUACCUCCGCUCAUCCACUGAAAGGGGCACUACGCUUCACUUGUUGAACGCAAAGGGCAAGGUCGCCCCCCUGAAGCCCGUAUCGUUGCCGCGGCUCGAGCUGUGCGCGGCUGCCCUUCUGGCAAACCUCGUAUUUCACACGCGCACUUUGUUGAGUUUGUCCUCAGCUCCAGUCUUCCUCUGGUCAGACUCCAAGGUCACACUACACUGGAUCCACGGCUACGCGUCCCGCUGGAAGACCUACGUGGCCAACAGAGUGUCGCAAAUCCAGGAGCGACUACCCGAGGCGCAAUGGCGACACGUGCCGGGCAAGGACAACCCAGCUGACUGCGCCUCCCGAGGAGUCCUGCCCAGCGACCUGGUCGGUCAUCUCCUGUGGUGGACUGGACCAUCCUGGCUCCAAGAGGACGAAGCAAGGUGGCCAAGUGACGACGGCGCCCUGCCGGAUGCCGACUUGCCGGAGCAAAGAACCGUCGCCUCACUCGCGGCCGCCGUCGAGGUCAUCUCCGAACCAGACUUCCUGCUACGCUUCUCAUCACUGCACAGGCUCCUCAGGGUGACAGCGUGGUGCCUUCGAUGGCGGAGACCAGGAAUCCGGAGGACACGCGACAGCGCUCGCACCGCACUCUCGCUCGACCCUCACGAGAUCGAGGACGCUCUUCUCCGCUGGGUUCGCGUCGCUCAGACACUGCACUUCCACAGCGAGCUCACAGCACUGGGCAAGGGUCGUGCCUUGCCACCACGAAGCCCGCUCACACGGCUAAAUCCGUUCCUCGACGGCAGCGGCGUGAUGCGGGUCGGAGGGCGUCUCAAACACGCCAUCCUGUCCCACGACGAGCGGCAUCCCAUCGUCAUACCGCCGGGAUCCAAUCUGACUCGCCUGCUGGUGGAUUCCUGCCACCGACGGAGCCUACAUGGUGGAGUGCAGCUAACUCUUGGAUUACUUCGCCAACGCGUAUGGAUCCCACGAGGUCGAGCCGUCGUUAAACGGGCAAUCCACCGAUGCGUUGUCUGCACGCGAUGGAGAGCCGUCGCACCACAACCUCUGAUGGGCAACCUUCCGCGAGCACGGGUGACACCUGCACGCCCGUUUCUACACACCGGGGUCGACUACGCCGGCCCGAUCCUCAUCCGGACCAGCAGGGGCCGAGGCCACCGGGCAAGCAAGGGCUUCAUCUCAGUUUUUGUCUGCCUCAGCACCAAGGCAGUUCACCUGGAGGCGGUCACCGAUUAUACGGCCGAGGCGUUCCUGGCCGCCUUCCGCCGCUUCGUCUCCCGACGAGGCCUCUGCACUGAAGUCUUCUCCGAUUGCGGUACGAACUUCGUCGGAGCGGACCGGGAACUGAGGGAGAUGUUUCGCGCCUCAUCCUCCGACGGCCGUCGGAUAGCUCACGUAACAGCCUCCGACGGCGUGAGGUGGAGGUUCAACCCCCCGGCAGCACCACACUUCGGCGGGCUUUGGGAGGCGGCCGUCAAGUCCACGAAGCAUCAUCUCCGCAAAGUCAUCGGCGACGCCACCCUCACCUAUGAAGAAAUGGCGACCCUUCUCUCAGAGGUGGAGGCGUGCCUCAAUUCACGCCCUUUGCAGCCGCUGACAGACGACCCCGACGACUUGACGGCACUCACCCCGGGGCACUUCUUGAUCGGCGCUCCCCUCUUGGCCGUUCCAGAGCCGUCGCUCACCGCCGAGAAGGACACCGUGCUGUCUCGAUGGCAACUUCUGCAAAAGAUGCGCGACCACUUCUGGGAACGGUGGACGCGCGAGUAUCUCAACGCCUUGGCGACACUCCCAAAGUGGCUUAAAAACGAGACCGGCCCCAGCGUCGGCGACUUGUGCCUGCUCCGAUCCGAAACCACCCCCCCGACCAGGUGGCCACUUGCCCGCAUCACGGCACUGCAUCCCGGAGACGACGGGAUCACCCGCGUGGUCACCAUUCGCACGGCAUCUUCAGAACUGACCCGGCCACUCGCGAAGAUCAUCCUCCUGCCAGGAGCCGACACCAAGACAUCCUCAUCGCACUCGGAUUCGUGA